AUGAGCUCGACCACGCACAGCUCUUCGCCUGAACCUGCCGGCCCGGCCACCUCGCACCCCGUGUCCUCGCCUCCUCGUCCUCCUCCCCCUCCCCGCACCGACGACGCCGACCAGCAGCUGGCCCCCUUCCGCCUCCUGGAUUUGCCCGCUGAGCUCGUCGUCCAUGUCGCCCAUCUCGUCGACGAGCGCGACCCCUCGCCCACGUUCCCGAGCGGGCCCUCGAGCGAGCUCCUCGCCCUGUCGGCCACGAGCCGCUUCUUCCACGCCGUGUGCCAGCCCCUCAAGUGGCGCUCGGUCAAGUUCGUCCCCGACACGGUCCUGCGCCCACGCGCCUACCGCAAGAAGCGCGACAUGCGCGCCCUCGAGGCCAUCCUCCGCACCCGUGCCCACCAGCAGCAGCCGCUCCCCAUCGUCGCCCUGUGCGUGUCGGACCUGUCGGCCGACAACGACGAGCUGUGGGACCUUGACGACGAGGACGAGCUCCCAAAGGAGGAGGCCGCCCUCGCCCGCGUCGUCGAGCGCCUCGCCGCAACCUCGCUCCAGGUCCUGUUCCUCAGCGGCUUGGAGCUCCACCGCGACCUCGGCGACUCGAUCCUGCGCGCCAUCGCCACGUCGCCCAAGAUGUCGGCCGUGCGCUUCAACCAGGUCGACUUCUACCCGGACGAGCCGCGCUGCGUGCGCGACUUUGCCCAGCUCGACCACAUCAAGACGCUCCAGAUCAUGCACUCGGACUCUGAAAUCUCGGAGCUCGUCGCCAAGUGCCCAAACGUCGACAGCCUCCUCCUCUGGCCCUCGCUGCGCCGCGUCGGCCGCCACAUGCCCGCCGUCAAGAGCUUCCUGCCGCACCUGCGCAACCUGUCGCUCGACUCGGUCCACGAGGCGCGCGUGUUCCGGGUCAUCGCCGACGAGAUCAUCCGCCUGUCCGACAGCGGCAUCGACCUGCCGCUCGAGGAGCUCUUCCUCGAGGGCCCUUGCGUCCCGGAGGACCUCGCCGUCCUCGUACAGGCCGUCGGCCGACUGCCCUCGCUGCGCCGCCUCGCGCUGUACCAGGCGCAGGAGCCCAGGCCCGCACUCGUCGCCGACCUCGCCCAGGCGGCGCCCCAGCUCGAGGCGUUGACGCUCGUCGCCGGCGACUGCCAGGAGGCGGUCUCGUGGCCCGCACCCCUCGACGCCUACCUGACGCAGCUCGCCAAGUUCACCAAGCUGCGCUUCUUCGCGUGGGACCGCCUGUCGCCGCGCGGCCCGCUCGAGCAGGACCGGCGCGCCGUGCGCCAGCUGCAGGUCGAGUACGCGACGCUGAGCCGGCUCGGCGGGGUCUGCAAGAGCCUGAGGGAGGCCGUGUGCAUCACGAGCGACGUUAGCGAAGGGUCGUCCGGUUUCUUCGCGACGUACACGAGGGAGAAGGGCGCCAGGGUGCGCAUCGCCGUCAAGCAGAAGACUGUCAACGACUUCUUGAUCGCGUACGACCGGUGGAUCAAGGUGGAGGAGGACUGA
Molecule: messenger RNA, 1494 nt
Organism: Rhodotorula graminis WP1
Lineage: Eukaryota; Fungi; Basidiomycota; Microbotryomycetes; Sporidiobolales; Sporidiobolaceae
Exons: 6
Coding region: 1-1494 (497 amino acids)
Source: RefSeq, a predicted model, not a curated record